Molecule: messenger RNA, 1707 nt
Organism: Penicillium olsonii
Lineage: Eukaryota; Fungi; Ascomycota; Eurotiomycetes; Eurotiales; Aspergillaceae
Source: the annotation of a GenBank genome assembly
AUGACGGAAAUCAAGCUCGCAGAUUACCUCUUCACCCGGCUUCGCCAGCUGGGUGUCGACUCCAUGUUUGGCGUCCCCGGGGAUUACAACCUUCGCCUCUUGGAUUUCGUCACCCCCGCCGGCCUCCAUUGGGUAGGCAACUGCAACGAGCUCAAUGCAGCGUAUGCAGCAGAUGGCUACGGCCGGAUCAAGGGCCUGGCCGCGCUGAUCACUACCUAUGGAGUCGGCGAGCUGUCUGCUCUAAACGGCAUUGCUGGGGCCUAUGCUGAAAAUACACCCGUCGUGCAUAUUGUCGGAACACCUCCGCGCCCGCUCCAAGCUAACCGGACAUUCAUGCACCAUACCUUCUCGGAUGGCGACUAUCGGCGUUUUGCCAACAUGUCUAUCCACAUCACCGCAGCCCAGACCAGGCUGACGGAUGCUGCCACUGCGCCAGAGAGGAUCGACUAUAUCCUACAGCAGGCGUUGAUCCAUAGCCGUCCGGUCUAUCUCGAACUUCCGGAUGAUAUGCCCGACGUGAAAGUGUCCGCUGCCAAUUUAGAGACAAGAAUUCGAAUUCCAGAGCCUCCCAGCUCAACCCAAGAGCCUCAGGUGCUCGCUCAAAUCCUCGAGCGUAUCUACAGUGCCCAACGGCCCUUCAUCUUCGUCGAUGGAGAAAGCACGGCUCUCGGCAUCGUCGAGCAACUCGAUGCUCUGAUCAAAGCAACUGGCUGGCCAACAUGGACAACCGUCUAUGGAAAGGGUCUCGUCAACGAGCAACUCCCCAAUGCCCACGGACUAUACGCCGGGGCAUUCGGCGACAAGCCAACACAGACAUACUUCGAAGAAGCAGACCUCGUCCUCACAUUUGGGCCGCACAACAGCGACACAAACAGCUACUUUUACACAACGAUCGCCAAGCCCUCAGUCGCAAUCACCUUCUCAGGCACGACUGUCAAGAUCAACAACGAUACAUUCUACGACAUGUCCGCGCGUAAUCUCCUCUCAAACCUCCUACAGAGCCUCGAUUCCACACGCCUCGUCAAGGCAUCUGCACCGCCGAAAACAGAGCUCUCAGUGGCAAAUAUCCAAGAUGAUGACCCAAUCGCCCAAGCCAACUUCUACCCCCUCGUGAACCCCCUCUUCCGAGAUGGCGACAUCAUCCUAACCGAGACCGGCACUGCCGCCCACGGAGGCCGCAACUUCAAAUUGCCCACUGGCUCGCGACUCUUCGGUGCAGUGACCUGGCUCUCCAUUGGGUUCAUGCUCCCCGCGACACUAGGCACAGCCCUGGCGCAACGGGAGGUGAACAAUGAUACCUCAAAGAGCCAAACCAUUCUCUUCAUUGGUGACGGCAGUCUUCAAAUGACGGCGCAAGAGAUAAGUGUCAUGAUCCGCGAGAAACUCAACAUCGUAAUCUUCAUUAUCAACAAUGACGGAUACACGAUUGAGCGGGUGAUCCACGGCCGGAAAGAGAAAUAUAAUGAUGUUCCUUUCUGGCGACACGCACAGGCUCUCAGUUAUUUCGGUGCCGACGAAGAACAUGUGGCCAAGAACACCUUCACUGCGCGGACGUGUGGUGAGUUGAAGGAGGUGCUUGGGCAUGAGAACAUCACGAAUGGAAGUGGUGUUAGACUGGUAGAGGUGUUCAUGGGACGCGAGGAUGUGCAGGGCGCACUGCUGUAUCUACUCAACAAGCAGCUUGCCCAGGAAGCCGAGCAGAAGUGA